AUGUCUGAUGACUUUGACUAUUGGGAUGACAAUGACGAUGAAGAUUCUGGAUCUACUAAUAAUGAUAACUCAGUUAUACUGCAACCUAUGUCUGGCAAAGAGCUACAGGAGUUGUCUCCCGACAAAAUGGCCGCCUAUGAGGGCAACUACGAGUCGGCUAUUAUGAAAGAGACCGUUAAUUUUGGUCGUCAACUAAAACAAUGCGAAUCUAUUGUUACCGCUGCCUAUCAAGUGGCCGAUUAUGUGCCGGAAAUUAAAAAUGAAGAACAAACCAAAUUCUGGAAACAAACUAUUAUUCCCAUUUUGGUGGACAGCCUUAAACAGGAUGUAUUGGCCCGAUCGGCAAUAACAACCAGUUUUGCAGCCGUACGCGAUCUGUCUAUUACUAUACAAAAGGCCUACGAGAUUGUUAAGUCUAGCAAAGGCAGUCAGACAGCCAUAACAAUUGCCCAGAAAAACAUACCGAAAGCAUUGAACCGUUUGAACGAUUGUAUAGAAAGGGCCCAACAGUUGGACUCGAGUGCUAUCACUAUAUUCGGUGAACAGACAACUGAAAUCUUUAAUAUCAUUGGUCCGGAAGCGGCAAAGUUUGCGGAAGAAAAAGCUAAAAAACAACAUCAGAUUAAUAAGUAUUUUGAGGAAAAAAAUAAUUUGAUUCAUCCGAUUGCACAGUUAAAUGGUGAUAUUGAAAAAUAUAAUCAUCUAAUCAAUGCAACCAACAAAUACUUGGGUCGGGUUGAGUCGGAAUUGGUUGAAACUAAACGCCGUACUGAGGAAAUGUAUCGAUUGAAAAGGGAUGCCCAGGAGUCCAUCAAAAAUAUACCGGACACUUAUAAAGUAGCCAAAGAACACACUAAAUCAACUAGUUUUUUAAACAUUAAUAUUUGUUCACAAACAUCAAUGAUUCUUGUUGAUGAACAUUAUCCGCAUAAAGAAUCCGAUUUGAAACACUAUGAAAAUGCUAUCCGCGUUCACGCCGACCAACUAAAAGUUAAUCAGGACAUCGAAACGGGUAAACAGUUAGCUAUGGAAAAACUAUCCAAAUAUAAGGCCGACUAUGAAAAACAAUUGAAUGAAGCGGUUAUACAAUUGCAACAAUUGAACGCAGAUUUGCCAAAUCAAGCGGAAAAAAUUGAUAAACAAAUUAAUAAGUUGUACGAAGAAAUUGAUGACAUAGAUAGGGAUGCAUUGGAAGCGUACAGUAAGUAUGGACUACAGGGCAAUACAUUAGUAGACUGUCUGAUAAGUGUCCGAACAUUUGCAAAAUCUAUUAAACCGGGAGCGUCGGCAUAUUCGCCCCUAUACUCUAUAUUAACUGGAAUUAAAUCAAUAGUUGAAUCGUAUGUUGACUAUUUGAGCAUGGGCACAAAAAAAUAUGAAAUAUUUAUGGCUGGCGAAAUGUUGAUGCGCCAGGUUGAAUUUCUAUCAGAAUAUAAUGUUAUGGCUAUCGACACGUUUGCACCGUCCGAUCAAUACAAGGAACAAUCAAAAGGUUUGGAUGACAAAAUGAACCUGGCUAUUACUGAAACCUAG
Messenger RNA from Oppia nitens, 1533 nucleotides. RefSeq lists its product as uncharacterized. The transcript is spliced from 6 exons. The record is from RefSeq and is a predicted model, not a curated record. Bases 1 to 1533 code for a protein of 510 amino acids. Lineage: Eukaryota; Metazoa; Arthropoda; Arachnida; Sarcoptiformes; Oppiidae.